Molecule: messenger RNA, 192 nt
Organism: Strongylus vulgaris
Lineage: Eukaryota; Metazoa; Nematoda; Chromadorea; Rhabditida; Strongylidae
Source: the annotation of a GenBank genome assembly
AGAUCUUUUAUAACUAUGAGUAGGAGGAGCGCAAAGAGUCAAGAGUAUGAUGACGAUGAAGCUGGUCAAGAAGCAAAAAAAGCAAGUGCUGUUAGCACCAUCAAGGUGGAACCAGCAAUUGACGUAGCACCGGAAUUGGAACAGCGACAUACUAUUAUGCCUUCUGAGCCCGUGGUUGGUAAGGUACGUUGA